This is a messenger RNA of Adineta ricciae, 4131 nucleotides long. The record is from the annotation of a GenBank genome assembly. Lineage: Eukaryota; Metazoa; Rotifera; Eurotatoria; Adinetida; Adinetidae.
AUGUUUUCAACAAAAUUUUCUUCUACAUCUUCUCGUGUUAAUCAAAAUACAUUCAAUCCACAUGGCGUGAAUGAAUCGAUACUAAAUCAUUUAUUUCUUCCGUACAGAUUACCAUCUUCAGCAAGUAAAGAUUACCUGACUCAACAUGAUCAUCAAAAUGAAUACAAAUUACUCGAAUGUACACAUGAAUAUUUGAAGUCUAUAGAUGCAAAGAAUGAUUUGCCAAUUUUCUCAACUCUUAAAACCUGUAUUGAGCGUUGGUCAAGCGUACAGAGUACGAUGAAUUGCUCUGUUUCACUUCUACAAGCUACCAUACAAAAAUUAGCACCCGGAGAGUUUCUUCCACUCUAUUUUCAUGCCCAAAAUGCUGCAAUUUUAAUCGAAAUCGACAAGAAUUCUCCCAAUCAGCCAUUGAUUUCGUCUUGGCAAGUUCUUCUACCAACAGAAACUAUAACAUCAUCCCUAGAACCACAUUUUUCUUGUUUUCCUGUGCCUGUCUUCCGCUUGCCUGAUCGAACUCAGUUGAUAUCUACCGUCCAAUGUGAGCUACUUUCGGAAUUUAUGAAUAAUACAAUUGAAUAUCCGAAAUCUCAUAAAGCAUCUUAUACAUUUGAUGAGAUUCGAGAAGUACCAACAGCUCAUUAUGUAUGUCACUGGUGGGUCACACAAUUUCAAGGUGUUCAAGCUGAUUCUCCAUCGAACCCACCGCUUUCAUUCAAAAAGAAACAUCGUGAUCAAAUUCGAUACAAAACCGCAACGUAUCCAUUUCGACGAUCAGGUUUAUGGAUGACCAUGAAAGUUGUUUUGCAAAACAUCUUAACUAAAUGUUUGGGUGACAUUGGAAUUAUCGUCUAUAAAUUACUCGUUACUGACUUCUUAACUUAUUUUAUCUGUACAAAACAAUAUCAAACAGAUUAUCAGUUGUCGACUGAUCUUCUCAUGUUUUGUCUUCGGAAGAUUGUACGACGACUAAGCAAAAUCGAAACUUUACUAUCAUCGAUCGAUUCGAAUGAUAUUAUUCCGUGGGCACAAAGUAUGCUCGCAAAUAUCAAGGAAAAAAUUGACCGCAUCACUCCAAAAUCCGAUUGGCAAAAGUCGAUCGAGGAGAAUCAAAAAGAAAACACUUUACAAUAUCAACUCAAUCUCAAUCAGACGAUUCUCUACCGACAUCCAUGUAUGAAAUUAAAUACUUAUCUUGAUAGAUUGCAUUCUGGUAUUUCUUCAAGACAUGUCUACAACAGAGUUGGUUAUAGUCUUGGAUUAUCGUCAAAUGUUACUAACGGAAACGACGUUUUACCUCUAUUUUCAGUCUUGAUCAAACACGAGCCUGAUGCUAUGGAGAUAACAUUGGCACGUAUCGAAAUGUGGGUCGAGUUUCAUUUAGAGAAAUGGAUCAAUCGCUCGUUAUUGUCAAGAACCGGUUACAAAUGUUUCGAGGAUCUGCAAGCUUUUUAUGAAGAGUAUCAAAACGCAGCUCUAAGUUUUUAUUCUUCGAAUAACGAAUCCACUGAUUUAUUUGGCUACGGUCGAUUUAUUCUAACCUCAUUGACAAUAAUACACUUGAUGCAUGUAAAACUAUGCGCAGCUCCACGAUUCAAACGGUUGAGAGACCAUGCGAUUAUAAUUCCUAAUCUUUUAAAUUUAUUCGAAUUCUUAAUCUUACCCAGUCGAGACGAUAUGAUUCGAGCGCGAUAUUUAUACGAUUAUUUCUCUGAAUUUAACUGUAAGUCAUAUCCUGAUAUUUUAAGUAACAUCGAUUCAGAAAACGCAUUCGGUGUUGAUUUUGCCAAUCAAUCAGAAGAAAUCAAUGAAAAUUUGAAAAAGAUUGCAGAACAAGCCGCACAAGACCAAAAUGACAAAUUGAGAGAAGUUCACAACGCCAAAGAGUCAUAUGAACGACUUAUGAAAACAGCCAACAGACUUGAAUGUGAAUGUGAAUUAUUAAUUUCUUUUCAAAAAUGUCGUCGUUGCACAACGAUAACGCAAGCAAAUAAUAUGAAAUUAGAUAUUUACGAAUGUCCGAUAUCGUACGAACGUAAAAGUGCCCUGGCAGUCAUGUUUGAACUACAGAUGCCCAGUGAAUUUCGAUGUUAUCGUGAUAUACUUUGGCAAUUUGUCAAUCGUCCAAAUCCAACUCCUGCACAUAAAAUGCAUGAAUGGUUGAGUACUCGUCCUCACAAAAGUAAAUUAAGGGACUAUUUCAAAAGUUCACCAAAUUACAAAGUAAAACUAGUAUCAGAAACGAAAUCAAUAUCAGAAAGUCAUUAUUCAAACGGACGAUGCAUUGCAUCAACACCUGUUGAAGAAUAUUUCUAUAAGAAUAGUCUAAAAGUUCAAAUAUCUCCAACGAAACCAUGUGAAUUUCAAGAUGAAUGUCGAGCAUUAACGCCUAACCUGACAGAUUCCAAUUACAAAGAUUUACAAUUCUCUCUUCGUAGCACGGCAUUUGUACAAAAUCAAGUCAUAGCCGAAUUAUCAAAAUGUUCAUUGAAACUAAACCCAAAUGAAUUUGUUGAAUUCGGUUCGUUUCGGUCCGGUCACCGUUUGCAGUGGUGGAAUUUACUAAGUAUUCUCGAAUUAGAUUCAUUAGCAAUGGAUGAGGAAAGUGUUGUCAUACUCAUCACCCAUGCGCUUCUACAGUACGGGCCAGUGGCAAGAAAUCCACAGUUAUUGACUCAUUCCUGGUGUCCCGAGUCACAUGAACAAAUAUUAGAUGAUUUGUUUGUUGACGAAUUAAUCCUAAGGUUGGAUCGUCAUUUGAAAGAUUGUGAAUGUAAUUGGCAGAAUGAGUUCAUGUUAGUAAUUAUCACAAUAAUCACCAUGAGAAUAUUCACCAUAUGCAACUCAACAAGAAAAGAUCAAAUGAUGAAAUUAGUUAUGAAAUGUCGUCAAAUAGGAGUAAAAUGGAUCGAUCUUAUUUCAAAAAGUAUCCAACACGGAUCGGUAUCCGAUUUUGAUAGCACCAAUGCACUUCGUGAGAAAAUUAUCGUCAUUGGCAUUACCUAUCUCCUCACGUUUGCAAUCUAUAUAGAUAGUAGCAAUACCUUAGAAUUAACAAAUAGCGACAUCGUCUCUUUGUUAGUAAUCGCAACAACUAUGCAUGACAACAGUAUUUUAAACAAAGAUACAAUUAAAAUAAGUGUAUUCAUGAGAAAUUUAAGAUAUUAUGGUGAAUACAUACUGCUGAGAAUUCAUCCAAGCAUGAGCAAACUUAUUCAAGAAAGUUCGUAUGAAAGUUUGAACAACUUUUGUACUAUACACUGGACAGUAGCACGAACUAAAGGUACGAUAAAUGGAAAAUGGAAGAAAAGAAAUGGGGAUGCACAUGAUGGCUGGUACGAUGGCGAAUAUGAAUCGAAUAAAUUGUCUAUUGAUUGCAUACGCGGUAGAUUUUUGGUCAAUGGAAUGACUAUCGGCUUUUUACCUGAUAAAAUAACUUCGAAUGACUUAUUUCGUCGUGUCUUUCGUCAACAUGUAUUCGAAGUGCAAGCAGCAGAAACACAAGAUAGUUACAUUACCAAACAUGCAUACCAUAACCAUGAUGUUGAUUACGAAUUUACGUGUGAUUAUACACAAGGAGUCAUGGUUUAUGAGCACCACUUAAAAGCAAACAAAAAAUUUCAAUUAUUACCUACGAGUUGCUUUGAAGAAGAAUUACCAGAUGUCUUCGUUUCGAACUAUAGUCAUUGGAGAGAUGCAGACACAGAUGAAGUUGAAUUCCGACCGAUUUAUUUUCAAGAUGCGAAUUUCUUGACGGAAAAACACUACAUAUUAAGAAUGAAGGAGGGAUUGAUUACGACGAAGUACUUUGAAAACGAACAAAUAUUAAUAAAUCGUACGUCGUCGUGCUUUCGGAGUUUGUUUACUCGGUAUUUUACUCGUCUUGACGAAGAACCGUAUGUUUACAUGUUGGGAGAAAACAAUCUUAUUCAUAUUCACCUCUCCCGACUAGGAAUUGUUUUCAAAUAUGACCUUAACCAAAACAUUAUAACUUCUCGUGAAUACUCUGAUAUGUAUGUCGAUGAAAAUCAGUGGUUUGGAACAUUGACUGGUCUACAAUUCGGUCUUCUUCUUUCGCCAAUUGCAGCAGUUAAUNUUGUUACUCCAUUUUCUACAUUAUAUCUCAGAUAA